Molecule: messenger RNA, 1928 nt
Organism: Nerophis lumbriciformis (worm pipefish)
Lineage: Eukaryota; Metazoa; Chordata; Actinopteri; Syngnathiformes; Syngnathidae
Gene: grb2a
Product: growth factor receptor-bound protein 2a
Molecular function (GO): protein binding
Source: RefSeq, a predicted model, not a curated record
CUGGAUCCAUGUUGCUUUUUCUUGUUUUCGCCACGCUUAAGUGUUUGUACACGCUGGCGACUGUUUGUGUUUUUGCGCUUAAUACUAUGUUAGCGUCUUGGUUUUUUUGUAUUUUUUUGCCUGGCCUUGUGGAAUUAAAAUAGAUCCUUACCUACACGCUGCUCCUGCCACUUCCUGCUUGGUUCUCUGCAUCCGUGAGAACACAACCCUCGCAGCUAUGCAACGCCAUGAUCGCAACAGUUUUGCAAAAGUAUAGUGACUGGUGCAAAGCGGAACUACAUGGGAAAGAGGGCUUUGUUCACAGCAAUUAUAUUAAAUAUAAACCACACCAAUGGUUCCUUGGGAAAGUUGACGAAGCCGAAGCUGAGGAAAUACUUAAGGCCAUGCCUCGCAAUGGAAACUUUCUUGUACGAGAAAGCAAGCACUCACCGGGAUCCCUCAAGCUCUCUGUCAAGAGUGGAACAGGAGUGGAGCAUUUCAAUAUACUUCGUGAUGGUUCGGGAAAAUAUUUCAUUUGGGUGGUGAAAUUCAACUCCAUAAAUGAGCUGGUGUCAUACUUCCACAUGUCUUCAGUCUCUCAACAUCAUACUCUGAUACUCAAGACAGAUGAGCUUCCGCCCGAGAAACAACGUUUUGUGGCAAUCUACGACUUUAAGCCCCAGGAGAAGGGUGAACUGGCCCUCGAGAAAGGAGACGUCAUUAAGCUGUAUGAUGACUCUAAUGGCCAAUGGUGGAAAGGCGAGUGCAACGGAAAGAUGGGCAUUUUCCCCUGCACGUACGUGACUCCACUGGAAAAAUAGACGCAGCGACUCGGUGGACGGGAACAUGAAAAGCGUGUGGUUUCAUUAUGAUGAUAGCUGUAGGUUGUUGCUAGGACAAUACUUUGUCUAUUCAUUUUAUUUGUAUCGCCUUGGGAAACUAACAAGAUUUCUUACAAAUGACUUCUUUUGAAAUGCUGGGUGUUAUAUUUGUAUUACUUUUAUGUGACUAAUGUGUCAGACUAUCACUUUGUCUCAUAUGAACUUGUUGAUUGUUUUGAGGGAAUAUAAUUGCUCUGAUGUGAUGGGUCGGACUGUGCGUAGGUUUGUGUGUGUGUGUGUUUACUAUUUUGUCCUUGUUUACAUGAAUCAAUAUUGCCUGUAAAGACUUUUUCCAAAUAAUACUUGUUGGCAAAGCUCUUGCUGAUUUCGGCCGUGUGACAGAGAAUGCACCCAUGCAUCACAUUAGAUUUUGCUGAAAAACUGUGAGCUACAGCAGCGAUAUCACAAAAAUUAAUCGGAUGUCACAUUGUGUCACAGCACAGUGCCACAUCCAAAGGUAAACACCUCGACAUGGUUUGAAUUUGGAGUUUAACCAAAUGUUGCUCUUCUUUUUGCCUUAAAGCAGGGGUGUCAAACGUACGGCGAACAGGUUUUAUCCGGCCCACGGGAUGAGUUUGCUAAGUAUAAAAAUGAGCCGAAAUUUUUUAAUGAAAGAAACUGCUGUUCUAAAUGUGUCCACUAGAUGUUGCAAUAGCAAUUAUUUGUAGAUUAUGCAAAGAAAAUAAAAAUAAACCACAUGAUGUUAGUGCACGAGUCAAGGAAAAUGAGCAAACUACAUAAAUAACAUCCUGUAAACAAAAAUGUAGCUGUUUGGUCACAAUACCCAGCAAUAUGUUUGGAGGAGAAAGGGUGAGGCCUUUAAUCCCAGGAACACCAUUCCUACCAUCAAGCAUGGUGGUGGUAGUAUUAUGCUCUGGGCUCAUUUUGCUGCCAAUGGAACUGGUGCUUUACAGAGAGUAAAUGGGACAAUGAAAAAGGAGGAUUACCUCCAAAUUCUUCAGGACAACCUAAAAUCAUUAGCCCGGAGGUUGAUGAUUUUACGACUGUAGCUCCGCCCCCUCUAAAGUCAUGCACACUAUCCUGGCAGAGGAUACAAAGAAUGUCUAU